Molecule: messenger RNA, 856 nt
Organism: Dicrocoelium dendriticum
Lineage: Eukaryota; Metazoa; Platyhelminthes; Trematoda; Plagiorchiida; Dicrocoeliidae
Source: the annotation of a GenBank genome assembly
CUAUCUACCGAUGACAGUUGCGAAACCCAUUUUAAGACGCAAUCGGCCUGGCACAAAGGCUGAAGAAUGGUGUAAUUGGCCAGAUGAACCUUUUGAAGAAAUGGAAAGCACUCUUGCUGCGCAACAAUACAUACAGCAGCUAAUUAGGCGUGAUCGAACCAAGAUCGAUGAUAUUUUGACAGCACCAGAGGGUCAGGAUGGAAUGGUGUGGAAAUAUGAACAUUUGCGACAGUUUUGUAUGGAGUUAAACGGUCUUGCUGUGUGCCUGCAGGAGCACUGCACACCACAAACGUGCCCACAGAUGAUGGCCACUGAGCAAUGGAUAUUCUUGUGUGCCGCACAUAAGACACCCAAGGAGUGUCCGGCAGUGGAUUACACUCGGCAUACGCUGGACGGCGCAGCCUGCUUGUUGAACAGCAGCAAAUAUUUUCCUAGCAGAGUGAGUAUUAAAUCGACCUCAAUUAACCGACUGGAUUCCGUUUGCCGUCGUGUCUACCGAAUUUUUUCACACGCUUAUUACCACCAUCGACAAAUUUUCGAUCAAUUUGAGGAAGCUACUGCUCUAUGCCAGCGCUUCACCACCUAUGUGCUCAAGUACAACUUAAUGGGCAAAGACACACUGAUUGUGCCAAUCGCGGGCGCAGCGGACAACCCCACCAACAUGGAGGCACAAAUAUGAUGGAUCAACGCAAAGUAUAAAUGAACAUGCGCACUUUCGCCCCUUACACUGCCCCUGUUACCCGAUGUACUCUUGUUGGACCGUAUCGACAUGUUUAUCAUAGUAUGUACCUUUGCAUUCAGUUGCAUGUUUGUUUUCUCUGUCGUGAAAAUCCAUAUACAAUGCCGCCCCUUCUGA